CCUUGUUCAACAAAUCCUAAUAUAUUCUUCCCUCUUCCCUCAACCUCUCGAUCGUUCCAUAAACCUCGAGUACUUCAUCACUUGUUGCCAUUUCCUUCUCAAAAAUGAAGAACCCAUGUCUCACUCUAGCCUUCUUGGGCAUCCUCGGUAUCAUAGUAUUCUUCCCUAAACCCUCUUAUCAACUCUCUGUAGAUCUAGAUCUUCCGCCCAUCCCAAACCCUAGACUCCUGAAGGCUUACAUAGCUCUCCAAGCCUGGAAGCAUGCAAUCACCUCCGACCCCAAAAACUUUACCUCAAAUUGGUGUGGCCCAAAUGUUUGCAACUACACAGGAGUCUAUUGUGCACCAGCCCCAGAUGACCGUGACACCUUAACAGUUGCUGGUAUAGACCUAAACCAUGCAAAAAUAGCUGGUUCUUUGCCAGAAGACCUUGGCCUCCUCACUGACCUAGCUCUCUUCCACAUAAACUCCAACCGCUUCUUCGGCUCCAUCCCUGGUAGCUUUUGCGAACUCAACCUCCUUUAUGAGCUUGACGUUAGCAACAACCAAUUUAGUGGUAAAUUUCCUUCUGUUGUUCUUUCCCUGCCUUCACUCAAAUUUCUUGAUAUAAGAUACAAUGAGUUUCGAGGCAAGAUCCCUUCUAAACUUUUUGAUAAAAAUCUUGACGCACUUUUCAUUAACAACAACAAAUUCCAAUCAUCCGUACCUAAAAACUUAGGCAAGUCUCCAGUUUCGGUCAUUGUAUUGGCAAACAACAAUUUUAAUAGUUGCUUCCCUUCAAGUUUGACAAAAAUGGCAGGGACCCUUGACGAGAUAAUCCUGACGAACAUGGGAUUGACUGGUUGUUUGCCAUCAGAUAUCGGGUUGAUGAACCAAUUGACAGUUUUCGAUGUAAGCUCCAACAAGCUUGUGGGUUCACUGCCAGAGUCUAUAGGAGACAUGAAAAAGUUGGAGCAGCUGAAUGUGGCACACAACAUGCUUUAUGGUGACAUUCCACGAAGCAUAUGCUUAUUGCCUAGGUUGGAGAAUUUCACAUACUCUUACAAUUACUUCUGUGGUGAGCCACCAGCGUGCCUCAAGCUACAAGCCAAAGAUGAUACGGAGAACUGCAUACCCUAUAGGCCUUUGCAGCGAUCACCUCAGGAAUGCAAGUCCUUCUAUGCUUUUCCUCCCAGCUGCAGUGCCUCCGGGUGCUCACCCCCACCCCCACCUCCUCCUCCUCCUCCUCCACCACCCCCACCGCCUCCACCCCCACCGCCUCCUCCACCUCCACCGCCUCCACCUCCUCCUCCUCCUCCUCCACCCCCACCCCCACCUCCUCCACCCCCACCCCCGCCUCCGCCUCCGCCACCACAUAAAUUUUAUUAUCCUUGACCGUCGUAGAGACUUUGAUUAUAAACAGGUUGAUUUCUUUCUUUUCUUGAAGGGGAAAAAAAAACAGUGAUUUCUUGAUUUCUUCUACUGGCCGAUCUCUUUUGAUAGCUACACCAAGGGAAAAAAGAGGGGAUGUAGAAUGCUUGAUUUUGUUUCGCUUUCAUUUUCAUUUACAGGAAAAUAAAAGGCUCAAUUGCGUUGUCGUUAUUAAUUGGUCUGUAUAUUAGUAUAUAUAUUUCUUGAAUUGAAAAAGUUAUGCUUCUGUGACGCAGGAUUUCUUUUAA
Populus trichocarpa (black cottonwood) is the source of this 1657-nucleotide messenger RNA. RefSeq names its product leucine-rich repeat extensin-like protein 6. Gene Ontology annotation, molecular function: protein binding. Lineage: Eukaryota; Viridiplantae; Streptophyta; Magnoliopsida; Malpighiales; Salicaceae. The coding region runs from base 105 to 1373 and encodes 422 amino acids. The transcript has a single exon. The record is from RefSeq and is a predicted model, not a curated record.